AUGCCAGUCGUACUGAAUGUCGGCGGGACCAAAUUUGAAACAUCGCUUGAGACGUUAAGGAAGAACCCAGGUCCUCGAGACAGGAGCAUACUUGCGGAUCUGAAUUAUGUGGAAGGCGAGGAAUUUUUCAUAAACAGGAAUCCCAGACAUUUUGAUAUUAUACUCAUCUAUCUCCGCGAUGGCAGCGUGAGCAUCGAUGAAGACGAAUGUACGCUUGCUCAGAUGAAGCGCGAGGCUCAAUUCUAUGGACUCGAAGACCUUGCGCAGCACAUCGAGGUCCUGAUUUUACGAGCGCUCCUAGCUAGCGUCCCGCUUGAAUUCUUGAGGAAUCUCACGCCUGGAGACGCCUUUACAAUCCGCAGAAAUUAUCCUUGA
Cylicostephanus goldi is the source of this 375-nucleotide messenger RNA. The record is from the annotation of a GenBank genome assembly. NCBI's taxonomy places the organism in Eukaryota, Metazoa, Nematoda, Chromadorea, Rhabditida, Strongylidae.